AUGAUGAGAAUCAGAACAUUGAAGAAGGACUUAAUAACUCUUUGGUAAAAGCGUUACAAGUGCAGAUUUUGAAAGCACGUUGGAUAAAGACGAUCAAGAGGAUACUGAUUUGGAAAGAAGUAUGGAAACCUUAGAUGAAGAUUCAGACCCGGAAAUGAAUUUGCCCCUUAUUAAUUUCAUGCCAAUAAUGGCAAAAGCUCAAGAUCAUUCUUCAAGUGAAGACUCUGACAUGGAAAAAGAUCAAGAUCAUUCUUCAGAUGCAGACUCAGAAAUGGACACUUCACUACCAAGUAAGUCCGAGAAUAAGUUGGAUACAAAUAAUUCAUCAGCAUCAGUCUGCUUUAAGGGUAAAUUGUUUCGAUGUGUUUCUCCUAUUUCGCUUGAUUUAAUAGAUAAAGGAACUUGGCUUCUGGUGUGUUUUCCAACAAAAUAUCGAAAUAGACAAAGAAAUAAAUAUUUUAUCGGACAAGUCAUUAAUAUUACAGAAAAUGACAUUGAAGCCACUUUCUUAAGAAGUCGCCCCACCAAACACUCGUCAGGAUAUAUUUAUGGAUUUCCAGAAGUUCCGGAUGUUUCCACCUUUCAUUUUAGCCAGGUUGUUGGAGAGGUUUUCCCAGUUCAUGACGAGAUAGAAGCAUCUACGUCAAGAAGAGACAUUUUAAAAAUUUAAUUUGCAUCAAAGUUGUUUAAUUUAAAUAAUAUGUUUAAACUUGUUACAUUUCUAUAGAAAUAAAUGUUUUUUUUGUAAAAUUGGUGUUUUUGUCAGUUUUUUUUGUGUAUUUAUAUUUUUUUAUCAAUUUAAAAAUUUUUUCAGGUUUUUCUAUUCGCCUUCGUGUGGGUAGAAUAGCAAAUUUGACCAAUUUAAAUGGGUGUUUCUAUUCACCCCACAUUAAGGGUGAAUAGAAAAAGAGCGUUUUUAUUUUUUAUUUGGAAAACCCCCUAUUUUAAAAAAAUCUAUUAUGCGCUUUUUGAUCUACAAGUCGAGACCUGUAGAUUCCUUAUUUUUUGUUGUCAAAAAGGUUCUAAUCCACGCAAAUGGAGUAAUAGAAUGCUUGGACCAAGGCAGUUUUCCGCACCCGAUUUCGUGCAAGAAAUUCAUAUCUUGCGCUAAAAUGGAGGACGGACAGCUGUUAGGUUGGGAGUACACGUGCCCUAAGGAGUUGAGUUUCGACCCAAUUGGAGGCAUGUGCAACUGGUCGGCAGACGUUGGGUGCAACGAGUGAUAUGUGUGAUAUAUAGUGAUAAGGAAUAUGGAACUUAAAGUGAAAAUGUUAGAAAUAUGGUCGUUAUUUUUAAAAAAAGAUGCGAAAAUGUAUACCUACGUGUAGAAAAGACGUCAGUGGCUUUCUGCAAAUGUUUGUUACAGGCAACAAAAUGUUAAGUGUUUAGAAGGAAGAUAUGUAGAAGACAUAAAAUAUCAGGAGAAAGCAGGGAAUAUUCUUAUCAGAUGAUAGGUACAGUUUUUUACCAGAAUUGCCAGUUUUAAGAAAUACCAAAACAGAAGUUUGUAAUAUAGAUCCGUAUUUGAUUUAUUUGUUAGUUCAAAUAACACCAUACAAAUAUGACAAUGUUUUUAUGAUAAACAUGUAAAAUUUGUAAACUACAAUUUUUCUAUGAAGUUCAAAUACACUACUCAAAAAAAUAAAGGAAACUAGAAAGAAAAUCAAAAUUGUUCGGUGAUCUUUGACAGGUUAUAUUUCGGUUUCUUAACGCGGAUUCAAGAAUAUGUCGGUCCAGAGAAACAGUACAAUAAAAUACAUUGAGGAAUAAAAAAACCUAAACACAUUAGUAGCACUCCCAAAAGUGCAGUCGAUUUUCAAAACAAGGCAUAAAGUAACUUUUUUUAAUCAAUACUAAGGAAAGAAAGAAUCUUCAAAGAUUGCAAUCAAAUCUUAUAGGGGGUUUAAUCCACUUUUCAGAAAUACCCUUAUGGUAUUUUCUGUGUGCAGCCACUGGUUACCAAGAUAUCAGUGGUUGUUGAGAAAAGGGUCUACAAUUAACAGUGACGCACAUGGUUGCCACAUUACUCAAAACUACUGGAUCCUAGGAAAUAAACCAGAAUGUGACAACACAGAAAACUGUUACCAACAUAAAUGUACCCGGGAAAUUCAAACUAUACGUACCAAUGUAGGAUCUAUUUUGCAUUAAGGUUGGCAUUCAAAUUUACUAAAUAUGACGAAACCGCUUUGUUUCAGUGAAAGGACUUUAUCUCAACGCCAAAUAAUCAUAUCGAAAUUUCCAAAACAGGAUAAUGAGGCUGAAUAAACGGCAUAUCUGAUCCAUAUGAUAGCCUAACAAAAAAAAUUUCAAUCCCAUGGCACAGGGUACUAUAAAGUGCCCAUGGAGUAAAAGGAAGAAGGCAAAAAAAGAAGUUUACCCAAAACACAGCUUGUUAAAGAUCACCGGAAAAUUUUGACUUUUUUGUUGUUCCCUUAAUUUUUUCAGAAGUUUAUAAAAUACGAAUCGUGGAAAUACACAUUAAAAAAACAUUAGCCGAUAUGUUCUCAAAAAGACUUUCUAAACAAUUUUAUUUAUGAAUUAUUUUUUCAUAUAAUUUAUAUUUUUGUAGCAUAAUGUAUAUAAAA
Messenger RNA from Acanthoscelides obtectus, 2585 nucleotides. Lineage: Eukaryota; Metazoa; Arthropoda; Insecta; Coleoptera; Chrysomelidae. The record is from the annotation of a GenBank genome assembly.